Salmo salar (Atlantic salmon) is the source of this 2988-nucleotide messenger RNA. Lineage: Eukaryota; Metazoa; Chordata; Actinopteri; Salmoniformes; Salmonidae. The record is from RefSeq and is a predicted model, not a curated record.
AUUCCCCUCCUUUCACCUCUCCUCUCCCGCUGCCUUGCACCUCUCUCAGUAUGUGCUGUCAAUAAUUGAUGGUUCUACAGACUCAAAGGGUAACAGGUCUAAUCUCUCAUGCAUUUAUUUAUUUACCAUUCCUAUCUUUACACACACCCAGUCAGUGAGACCACUACCAGUGUUUCUUAGAGCAUGGUGAUGGAUACCCAGCGACUCCUCUGUCUCUGUGUCCAUACAUGUACUGUAUGUCAGGGCAGGGUCAUGGGGGUUUGUUAUCCAUCAGUGCCUGUCCCUGCGGCCAAGAUGGGGUUAAUAUUGCUAGUCUGGCUGACAGCAGGAUAGAGGGAAGGAAGUAGAGAGAUUAAAUGAGUGAGAGGCAGGGGGCAGAGAGGAGAGAGAGAGAGAGAGAGAGAGGGGAGUGAUUUAAUUCAUCCCUAAGCAGUACUGAUUGACUAUAGCUAGCACACUGGCACUCACAAGCACUAACACCCACACAGAACGAUGGAGAGAGACAGCAGAAAUGACAAGUUCUUCUCCAGAAAGAGAAGUUUCACUUUUGGGGCAUAUGGAGGGUGAGUAACAGUCACAGUAUUGAGAACAAAUUAAAAUGCUUUGGUUCUAGUGUCAGAAUCUGAAUAAAAUCUUGAAAUAGUUGUUCAUAGAAGUAGUCCUUAAUGUCAUGCGGCACAUUGCCUAAGGAGUUACCACUUUCCCUAUUCACAGUGUGGACAGGUUCAUAUGUGAAAAUGAGACUAGGUGAGAAAAACUUAAAAUACCUUUAUUUACCUUUAUCCACAUUAGAUGUAGUUUAUUUCUUGCUGGUCAUUUUACACUGGAUUUAGAGCUUGAUACAUUUGCAGUUGAUGAAUGGGAAAGGUGAUGGUUGCAUUGCUAUGCUCUGUCAUUCCACCUGUUGUAGCGGACCAGAACCUUUAGAACACAGAAUUCUGGAUAUUUUGGACUCCCCUACCAGCGAGACCAAACCGUUACUCUCUGCUGGCAGCAACCAGAAGGUGACAGAGCUGUUUGAGGUCAUUGAGAAGUUGCAGAGCAGCAGGCUAGAUGAACAGCGCUGUGAAUUCCCUCUGCCUUUGAGGUCUCAGCUUUUGAAGAUAGGUCGUGACCUUCCUCUGAUCCUGCCUCCAAAGCUGGGUGGUUACUGGAUAGACCCCCCGCUACAGAAGUUUGCUGAAAUCAGUCCGACAUCCUCUCAUUACGGACUUGACCCAGAGACCUAUGACAUCAUGGAGAGAGACAGCGAGGCCACAUACUACCAGGAGUUCUUCCGCUCACGAUAUCAUCACUCGUUCACAGCAGUGGACCCCUCCCUGGGACCCCUCCUUCUCUCUGUCUGUUUGGAGGAAGAAGAGAAGAGGCUGAGAGUAAUACUGAGAAUGAGGGAAUGCUCUAUGCAUGGGGUCUUCUCUGUGUCUCUGUUCCCAAACAUCCCAUCUGCUGUGGAGCUGGCCAAGAUGCUAUGCGACAGUGUGACUGUGCCCAGAUUUGAUGUGGUCAGUUACCUCAAGGCACCAGAUCUUAUAACAGCAUUUGAUGAACACAGAGUGUCUCCGAAUUUCAAGUUUGGUGUCUUGUAUCAGAGAGCGGGACAGCUGACAGAGGAGGACAUACUCUGUAACAAUGAGGAAAGUGAAGAGUUUCAAGAAUUCCUCUCUAUUUUGGGAGAUACAGUCACACUUCAAGGGUUCACUGGGUUUCGAGGAGGUUUGGAUGUGUGUCACGGCCAGACAGGAAGUGAUGCGGUCUUCACUUCCUUCCACAGCAGAGAGAUCAUGUUCCAUGUGUCCACCAAACUGCCCUUCACAGAGGGCGAUACACAACAGCUACAGAGGAAGAGACACAUUGGCAACGACAUCGUUGCUGUUGUUUACCAGGAGGGCCACACCCCUUUUCUGUCUGAUGUCAUUGGCUCACACUUCCUGCACUGUUUCCUAGUGGUCAGGAGGGUGAGGAAGGGCGUGGGGGACGAGGGGGAGGAGGCAGGAGGAGGAGGUGUGUUCCAGGUGUCAGUCACAGCCAGAGAGGAUGUACCUCCCUUUGGUCCCUCCCUCCCUGAUCCUCCCAUAUUCACAGAGAGCUCCCUGUUGAGAGAGUUCCUCCUGACCAAGCUUAUCAAUGCAGAGAUCUCCUGUUAUAAGGCUGAGAGGUUCAGUAGACUGGAGCUGCGCACUCGUUCGUCGCUCCUGGAGGGUCUGCAGGCGGAACUGUCCACCCGCUCCCAGUGCAUGAUGGGAGGUUCGCCUGUGUCCACCCUCUCGACUUCUGAGGGGAUGAGGGGUGUAACUGAGGGGAGUGGAGGGUUCAUCGAAAACUUUAAGAGAGCCAUUAGGGUGCGCAGUAAUUCUUUUGACACUCUUGGGGGACCUAGAAAGAUGGGCGGGGUGCCGCUCCCACAGAAGCCCAAGGCUGCUACAGAGAGAGAUGGAGAGAGUGAGUUGGCCUACAAGCCCCCUGAACCCAGCUUUCCGCCCACAGACAACCUGGGCUCCACAGAGGUCAAAGACCACUCCAGUCCCCAGGAUAAUACGUAGACAGACAGAAUUAUGUGUAUAUUUUAGUAAUAACCGAGUGGAUACUUUGUAUGUACAGUGCAUUCGGAAAGUAUUCAGACCCCUUGACCUUUUUCACGUUUUGUUACGUUACAGCCUUAUUCUAAAAUGGAUUAUUCUAAAAUGGAUGAAAUCGUUUUUUUCUUCAUCAAUCUACACACAAUAACCCAUAAUGACAAAGCAAAAAUAGGUUUUUAGACAUUUUUGCAAUUUUAUAACAAAUAUAACACUGAAAUAUCAGACCCUUCACUCAGUACUUUGCCAUCAAAUCAAAUCAAAUUGUAUUAGUCACAUGCGCCGAACAGGUGUAGACCUUACAGUGAAAUACUUACUUAGGAGCCGCUAACCAACAAAUGCAGUUAAAAAAAAUACGGAUAAGAAUAAGAAAUAAAAGUAACAAGUAAUUAAAGAGCAGCAGUAAAAUAACAAU